Molecule: messenger RNA, 459 nt
Organism: Chrysochloris asiatica (Cape golden mole)
Lineage: Eukaryota; Metazoa; Chordata; Mammalia; Afrosoricida; Chrysochloridae
Product: nucleoside diphosphate kinase B-like
Exons: 1
Coding region: 1-459 (152 amino acids)
Biological process (GO): CTP biosynthetic process; UTP biosynthetic process; GTP biosynthetic process
Molecular function (GO): nucleoside diphosphate kinase activity
Source: RefSeq, a predicted model, not a curated record
AUGGCCAACACGGAGCGCACCUUCAUUGCCAUCAAGCCGGACGGCGUGCAGCAUGGCCUGGUGGGCGACAUCAUCAAGCACUUUGAACAGAAGGGAUUCCGUCUUGUGGCCAUGAAAUUCAUGAAGGCCUCUGAGGAGCACCUGAAGCAAUAUUAUAUUGACCUGAAGGACCGCCCAUUCUUCCCGGGCCUGGUGAAGUACAUGAAUUCAGGACCAGUUGUGGCCAUGGUCUGGGAGGGGCUGAAUGUGGUCAAGACAGGUGGAGUGAUGCUUGGGGAGACUAACCCAGUGGAUUCUAAGCCAGGCACCAUUCAUGGAGAUUUCUGUAUUCAGGUUGGCAGGAACAUUAUUCAUGGCAGUGAUUCAGUAAAAAGUGCUGAGAAAGAAAUCAGUCUCUGGUUUAAGCCAGAGGAAUUGGUUGACUACAAGUCUUGUAGCCAUGACUGGAUCUAUGAAUAA